AUGAUUGAUUAUGUCACAUGUCACCGUGCCCCUGACUUCUUUAUCCCUUGUCAGCCCUCACGUCUUCUCAUGGAUAUCCAACGCCGGUUUCCCAGUGUGCACUGGAUCUGGGGCGGAGGUAUCUCUUUUGUUUACGAGGUCCAUCCUCGCAUCGUGGUCAAAAUCCCAAAGUCGGGACAAUUUGAAAGGGAGCAAUUCUACAAAGAGGUGGAGAUAUAUCAAAUAUUCUCGCAAAAUCCACCUUGCGCCUCACUUGUGCAGUGUUUUCUCUUUUCACGUAGUGGCCUAUUCCUCGAGUAUAUGAGAGAUAUGUCGCUAUCUUCUAGAAUACAAAACAACCAUACUCGGGACCAGCAAACUAUGGUAGUUACUUCAGUGGAAAAGUUGGAACCUCUAUCUCUACGAAUAGAGUGGAUGAACGAUCUCGCUCAGGCCGUCGCUUUCUUAGAAUCCCUCAACCUUGCUCAUGGUGAUUUACGACCUGAGAAUGUCCUACUUGAUCGUAACCGACUGAAGCUAUCCGAUUUUGAUUGUACGGCGAAAAUUGGAACAAACUAUGAAGCUUGCGUGGCUCCGUAUGGCAGACUACUCAAUAGCGGCGAGUCGGACCAAGGAGAAUGUGGAACUCCUGGCUUCCUCAGCCCUCGGACGGAACAGUUCGCCCUCGGUUCCUUAUACUAUUUGAUCAACUACGGGUUUGAAGUCUAUGGACAUCGAUGUCUUGCCGAGGAUCCUUACGAGCAUGGUCCUAAAGUCGUGGAGUCGCUACAGCGCAUGGAGUUUCCUACUUUAGAUGGCGAUCCCCUGAUUGACAACAUCAUCGACAAAUGUUGGCAUAACAAAUAUGUCACGAUCUCAAAAUUAGCCGCGCAAACGAGGAUGCUUUUGAACGGAGGAACCGAUGCGAUGGAAAUUAGCGGAAGCAGAAGGAAGGAAAGCGGCGAGGUAACAGAGGCCGAGCGACCCCAUGGUAACAACUGUGAGGCCGUGGAUCAGAACGGCUUGGAAGAAGGAUUUCUUUCGAAAAAGAAAUUCUGUCAGGACUUGGAGAAACGUGGACUUCUUCAUGUGCUUUCUUCAAGCGAGCCGGAGCAAAUUGGAUUUACUUUUGAGUGGUAUAGGCACAGCCUUUCAGGUUGA
Messenger RNA from Aspergillus terreus NIH2624, 1140 nucleotides. RefSeq lists its product as uncharacterized. Gene Ontology annotation, molecular function: protein serine/threonine kinase activity; ATP binding. Gene Ontology annotation, biological process: peptidyl-threonine phosphorylation; peptidyl-serine phosphorylation. The record is from RefSeq and is a predicted model, not a curated record. Bases 1 to 1140 code for a protein of 379 amino acids. The transcript is spliced from 3 exons. Lineage: Eukaryota; Fungi; Ascomycota; Eurotiomycetes; Eurotiales; Aspergillaceae.